AUGCUUCUGAGAAACUACAAACAGAACUUAUCGUUUUGGACUUCGGCCAAAAAAAGCAAGAUUCACAAAAUUCAAAGCCAAGAAACUGUAACGUUUCAAGGAUCUCUAAAACUGGUUUUGUUUAUUGGACAAUUAUUCUCAUUAUUUCCCGUUUGUGGUCUUCUAAGUAACGAUGCGAACAAAGUUAAGUUCGUGCCGAUUUCUUGGAAAUGCGGCUAUUCAAUGCUAUCUAUGAUUGGACAACUUUUUAUCAUAGUGAUGUGCAUUCUAUAUGUUGCCCAUUUUGAGACUACUUUGAAUGGAACGACUCCCAUAAUAUUCUAUGGAGUUACAUUUAUUUCGAUGAUAGCUUUCAUUCGAGCAUCCAGACGUUGGCCGGAACUUAUCCAACAUAUUUCCAAAUCUGAAGAAUUGGAUCCAAGUUUCGACUUCAGACUAAAGAAGAAAUGCAAUAUUACACUUUUGCUUGUACUGGUUUUGGCCAUAUUGGAACACAUAUUCUCAAUCAGAUCUGCAUAUUCAGCCUCACAGAUUUGCUAUCCUCACACUGGUUUCUAUGAGGGCUUCGUCAGAUAUCUUUACCCUUGGGUAUUCGAUUUUCUUCCGUAUUCGGCGGCGCUGGGAAUGGUAACACAGUUCCUUAACAUUCAAUCGCAUUUUAUAUGGAACUUCACGGAUUUGUUCGUGAUUUGUAUGAGUUACUAUCUGACAUCACGUUUGGAUUUGGUCAACAAGAAGCUGUUGCCUGCACAAGGAAAGUAUCUCCCGGAAAUAUUUUGGCGAACAACAAGAGAAACAUACUGCAGAGCCACAAAACUGGUCAGGAAAGUUGAUGAAAUCAUAAACGGAAUCCUGUUUAUUUCAUUUGCAAAUAAUUUAUUUUUUGUAUGCGUCCAACUAUUUAAUACUUUUGAUGACAGUGUUGAUAUGGUUGGAUUAUGUUACAACUAUUCUGAAAGGAGAACUAAACCUGUCGGAAGGGAACCUGUUAUUUAUUUACUGUUCUCUUUGGGGUUCUUAAUAUCUAGAUCUAUAACAGUUUCGUUGAUAGCAUCACAAGUAAAUUUGGCAUCAACAGUGCCCGCACCUAUCCUAUAUGAUGUACCUUCAGCUGUUUAUUGUGUAGAGGUGCAGAGAUUUCUGGAACAAGUUAACGGAGACAACGUUGCUCUGACCGGAUUGCAAUUUUUCAGCGUCACUCGUGGAUUGCUCUUGAGUGUUGCCGGCACAAUAGUUACAUACGAACUCGUAAUGGUUCAAUUCAAUCAAGCACCCGCUUCAGAUUCAUUUACUGAAAAAUUAGUAGAAAACAAUAUCAGUACUAUAGAAACAUUUUACAACUACUCGUAGUCAGAGAAAAACGCUUUUUUCUCCUACCUACUCCGAAAGCUCGGUUUUCGUCCCGCUGUACAGGGAAGAAAGUCUAACUUUUUCUCCCUGGGUACUGACAAGUGCGCAUGCGCUUUAGUGUCUACGUCUGCUCUCACGCACCUAAAAUUCUCCGCUAUUGUUUUGCUCGGGUAAUUUGCAAUAUUGUGCAAUUGUGUAAAAGUGAAAUAAACAAUAGGCAAUAAAAUUUAAUAGUGAAGCAUUAAACAAAGAUGAGUUCAUCAGACAGUUCUUAUUCAAUUAGUAGCAGUUUAUUUAAAAAUUUAAAAACAGUUAAAUUGUUUUUCUUAGAAGUCUCAUCCCGCGUGUAAAAUUGCCACCCGAGCCGAAGGCGGGAAUGGAAAUGUCCAACUUUUCUCCCUUGGUGCACAAUGUACUAUUAAUGAUUAUCACAAAAACUAUCACGAUUCAGAUAUAUCUAAGAUAUAGUUCUGCUAUAAGAUCUGGUAUAGUGUUUGCAUCGCAGCUGUAAUGCCUUCAGGUUAGAAGAGUAACGAAAUAGCUUUAUGUAUGAAGGUGUGUAGUGACCUUUACAUUGCGGCGUCAAUGGACUCGAGUUACCACUUAACAGUAGGUACCUUUACUUCUACUAAGUACCACGUCGGGUCUAUCUUUCAGUCUAGUACGCCGAUCUAAAGUAGAAUAUGAAAAAAUCAAAAAUGUUAUAUUAUGUCACCAUUUACUCUUUGGUAUCUUUGCAUUGUUCUUUUCCGACGGAUCCAUCUGGUUUUAGAAACAAGUGACUAUAACUAUUCAUAUAUAAUUCAUGAAAGCCACGUCUUAACAUACACGAUUUUUUUUAAUAUUGUAGCGUCAAAAACGCGUAGAUCAACACUGUUCAGUAUUCUUUAAUUUUCUGUAAUUCGUUUUACUUUAAGAAUAAAAAGAUUAAAUGUGUUA
Messenger RNA from Bombyx mori (domestic silkworm), 2289 nucleotides. Its product is annotated as candidate olfactory receptor. The record is from RefSeq and is a predicted model, not a curated record. Bases 1 to 1350 code for a protein of 449 amino acids. Gene Ontology annotation, molecular function: taste receptor activity. Gene Ontology annotation, cellular component: membrane. Gene Ontology annotation, biological process: sensory perception of chemical stimulus; detection of chemical stimulus involved in sensory perception of taste. The transcript is spliced from 12 exons. Lineage: Eukaryota; Metazoa; Arthropoda; Insecta; Lepidoptera; Bombycidae.